AUGAAGGCUAAGAAAGUUGACCAUCCCACUAAAACACCAAAGAAGAGCUCUUCGUCUGCAGAAAAAAAGAGCACUGCGAAAAUAAAAAGGAAAAACUGGAUGAAAGAGAAGUUUAAAAAGAAAAAGCCUCCACCGAAGAAAGAAGAAAAGGAGAAAUCCCAGAAAAUAUUACCCCCUAAAGAUGCCACACAGUUCUCUACAAACUGGAAGGCAUUACAAGAGGUUUGAUCUCAAUUUUUUUAUGCUGCUAAGUUAACAAAAUGAAUGAGAUUCUUUCACACCUAAUUCUUCCUGUUGAUUGUUUUCAUCUGUGCAUUACUUCUACAGAUUUUAAAGGUUUCUCAAGCAGAGAAGAAGCAGCCUGUACCACCCAAAGAGAAUGGCAUCCAACACAGAAAGGAGGCCAAAGACAGUCCCUUACAAAAUAUGUCAAAGAGCAAGGCCCCACCUCCACAGACAGAAGCGGGGAAAAAAGUAAGGCACAAAUCUGCUUCUGGAAGUUUUGUCUCAAAAGACUCUGAGGUGACCUCGAGGUUGCCUGCUGCUUCAGUGACAACAGGACAGUCUGCUGCUCCUAAAAGGGAAAGGGACGGUGAAAAGUUGCAUGAUGAGUUGCCAUCCAAGAAGAAGAAGGAGAAAACUGUGGUUGAAGAGCCUAAAGUUACAGAGUGAGUGCACAGCUCUAUUUUCCAGGGCCCGACCGAUAUGGAUUUUUCGGGGGCGCUGCCAAUUGGGGGGGGGGGGGGUGUUUAAACAUUUUAAAAGUUCUAAAAGAUACAUAUAUACUGUAGAUAUCUACACCGACUGAUCAAACUCAGACCAGAAAAGUGUUUUCAACUGCCCCCCACCAAUUACAGAUUAGUCUCAAAUGGGCUAAAAUUGGCUGAUUUAAUUGGCUCGCCGAUAAAUUGGUUGGGCCCUACUAUUUUCUGCCAAUAUUUAGGUCAGGGAGAAGUGUGGAUGCUGACUGUAUCUUUGUUUUGUUGUUGCAGGGAGGACCUUUGGUUUGAUGAUGUGGACCCUGAUGACUUAGAGGCUACAGUGGGAGCAGAGGCAGCAGAUAUAAUGAGGAAGAAACAGGGAAUUCGCAAGAGUAAUGACACGGAGAGCGCUCUGGUCAAAGAGAAAGCCUUUGAGGGGUGAGUGACAACAGAAGUGAUGUUUUAGUCCUAUAAACCUGCUUCAGGUGGGUUCAAACAAAAAGUAAAUUCAAGUACAAAACAAGAAGUAUUAUGCAAAAUGGGGUUGCUAAAAAAUCUGUUGUUCAAUAAUUUUAAAGCCCGCUUGUUGGAAAACAAUAAAGUCUGAAAAUAACGAGUUUGACUGUGACAAAAGUGGCAUACACGGUUAAAAACAACAACAAUAUGAGAUCUGCUGACAUUUCAAACUCACUGAUCUCAGAAAAAGAGGUGAGCUUGAAAAUAGAAUCUCUCUUUCUCUCUUUCUGUGAUUAAAAUACACUUGAAGAUAUAAGACAUGAAUGAAAAUGUCGGUGUUUAAAAGAACAGAUAACAGAUCUGCCCACUCUCCCUACUUAAACUCUUCUGGCAGUUCUUCACAGCAGCUGACAAUUUCUCUUAACGCCCUUUUUGCCAUUUGCCAAAUGUCAGCCUCACCAAAGCCGUGGCCAUCGAUUGCGAGAUGGUUGGAGUUGGUCCCGAUGGAGAGGACAGCAUACUGGCGCGUGUGUCCCUGGUGAAUCAGUUUGGGAAAUGCAUCUAUGACAAAUUUGUGAAGCCCACAGAGAAGGUGACAGACUACAGGACAGCUGUCAGUGGUAUCAGACCAGAAGAUAUCAAACAUGGUGAGUCACAGACAAAUUGUAACAAGCAAUGAACUGUUAAAUGAGGAAAUGAAUCAAGUGGGGAUUUCUUUUCAAAAACAAACCCAAAGCAGUCUUGAGGAACUGUUGUAACAUAACUUUACCUUUUUGCAGGAGAGGACGUACGGACUGUGCAGAGGGAGGUUGCAGCGAUCCUACAAGGCAGAGUAGUGGUUGGACAUGCUAUUCACAAUGACUUAAAGGUAAUCUGGAUGUAACAACCGGGAAGGAACUUAAAUGAGCUUUAGAUAAAGUUUCACACUCUUCAACUAUUUUAAACUUUGGUUUCAGAUUUUGCUCUUGGAUCACCCAAGAAAGAAGAUUCGGGAUACCCAGAAGUACAAACCAUUCAGGAAGACUGUAAAGGUACUUACACUGCUAAAGAUGUUGUGUAUAUGAAGCCCUAAAUAAGACCUCACAGAAUCUGAGAACCAUUUCUCAAAAUCAGUGUAAACAGUGUGACUGAUUUCUGUUUAUUUCAGACUAACCGACCCUCACUUAAGCUCCUCUGUAAAGAUAUACUUAAUGUGAAAGUCCAGCAGGGUGAACAUUCUUCCGUAAGUCAUGAACACACACACAGUCCAGGUCUUACUUUCUUUUUAGUGUGUGAUGCAUCUGCUGUUUUAUAUUAAGACUGAUUCCCUGUCUCUCUCCCACGCUGUCCUCCAGGUCCAGGAUGCACAGGCCACCAUGCGGCUCUACACUCUGGUUAAAAAACAGUGGGAGGCUGAGAUAAAAGCAAAUCAAAACAACAAAGACUUAAACAAGAAGAGUGAGAGGAAGCCAAAGUUUCCUAAGAACAGGGGCAAGAAGAGCACAGGAUUAUGA
Messenger RNA from Xyrichtys novacula (pearly razorfish), 2650 nucleotides. Lineage: Eukaryota; Metazoa; Chordata; Actinopteri; Labriformes; Labridae. The record is from the annotation of a GenBank genome assembly.